Messenger RNA from Penicillium waksmanii, 1614 nucleotides. RefSeq lists its product as uncharacterized. Gene Ontology annotation, biological process: L-valine biosynthetic process. NCBI's taxonomy places the organism in Eukaryota, Fungi, Ascomycota, Eurotiomycetes, Eurotiales, Aspergillaceae. Gene Ontology annotation, molecular function: acetolactate synthase activity; thiamine pyrophosphate binding; magnesium ion binding. Bases 1 to 1614 code for a protein of 537 amino acids. Gene Ontology annotation, cellular component: mitochondrion; acetolactate synthase complex. The transcript has a single exon. The record is from RefSeq and is a predicted model, not a curated record.
AUGGCCGACGGCUACGCCCGUUUGUCAGGGAAGCCGCAAGCAGUCAUCGUCCACGUCGAUGUUGGAACGCAAGGACUCGGCGCAGCGGUGCACAAUGCCUCAUGUGGACGCGCACCUGUUCUUAUAUUUGCGGGUCUUUCGCCGUAUACGAUUGAAGGCGAGAUGCGCGGGUCACGCACGGAGUAUAUUCAUUGGAUCCAGGAUGUUCCCGACCAGAAACAGAUCGUCUCGCAGUAUUGUCGAUAUUCCGGAGAAAUCAAGUCCGGCAAGAAUGUUAAGCAGAUUGUUAAUCGGGCCUUGCAAUUCGCCACGAGUGACCCCAAAGGUCCGGUUUACCUUGUCGGUGCCCGCGAGGUUAUGGAGGAGGACAUUGAGCCUUAUCAGUUGAAUCAGAAGGUUUGGGGUCCUGUUGCCCCGGCAGCUUUGCCUUUUGCUGGUAUUGAAUUGAUUACUUCGGAGCUGGCUGCUGCAAAGAAUCCGCUGGUUAUUGUCGGGUAUACGGGUCGACAGGCUCAGGCCGUGAAGGAGCUGGUCUCAUUGGCGGAUACCUUCAAGGGUAUUCGUGUGUUGGAUACUGGAGGUAGCGAUAUGUGCUUCCCAGCGGACCAUCCGGCCUGGUUGGGUCUGCGAUAUCCUGGACACGAAGCUGUCCAGUCCGCCGACUUCAUUUUGGUGAUUGAUUGUGAUGUACCUUGGGUCCCUACCCAGUUCAAGCCAUCCGAGACGGCUAAAAUCAUACAUAUCGAUGUGGAUCCCUUGAAGCAGCAGAUUCCUGUCUUCUAUAUCCCAUCCAUGGCUACCUUUCGAGCGGAUUCUGUUACCGCCCUCAAGCAGAUCAACGAUCAUGCCGCGAGCAAUAGUGAGCUACAGCAGUUCAUUAGAUCCAAGGAGAAUUUGCUUCUACGGGAGGGCCGUGAUGAAGCCUAUCAGACACGACGGAAGGAGAUUGCCGACCUCGCAGUGGUCCCGGAGGGUGGUCGUGAUGCACCCUUGAAUGUCAACUACCUUAUGGGCCUAGUGCGAAAGUCCUGUCCAGUUGAUGCGAUUUGGGCGAUUGAAGCCGUGACUCUGACACACUUCGUCGCCGAUCAAAUAGCAGCUACUGAGCCAAAUUCCUGGAUCAACUGCGGUGGCGGUGGUUUGGGAUGGAGUGGCGGUGGAGCACUGGGUAUUAAGCUUGCUACAGAUGUGCAGCAUGGCGGACCUGGCAAGGGUAAAUUCGUCGUGCAGGUGGUCGGUGAUGGAACUUUCCUCUUCUCCGUGCCUGGAUCUGUCUAUUGGAUCUCGCGUCGUUAUGGAAUCCCUGUUCUGACCAUCGUGCUUAACAACAAGGGCUGGAAUGCCCCGCGUCGUAGCAUGCUGCUUGUCCACCCUAGUGGUGAUGGCUCGCGUGCCACUAACGAAGAUUUGAAUAUCUCGUUUGCGCCGACGCCUGACUAUGCUGGCAUCGCGAAGGCUGCGGCUGGUGGGGAGAUGUGGGCUGGUCGGGCGUCGACUGUGCUGGAGUUGUCAGAGAAAUUGCCAGAGGCUAUCCAGAGUGUUUUGAAUGGCAAGGGUGCGGUUUUGGAAGCACAGCUUGAUGGAACGACGGGAAAGUAUGUAGAGGAAUCAUAG